Messenger RNA from Salarias fasciatus (jewelled blenny), 1468 nucleotides. Its product is annotated as WW domain binding protein 1-like. Bases 32 to 1468 code for a protein of 478 amino acids. NCBI's taxonomy places the organism in Eukaryota, Metazoa, Chordata, Actinopteri, Blenniiformes, Blenniidae. The record is from RefSeq and is a predicted model, not a curated record. The transcript has 6 exons.
CUCUGUGUAGCUUGGUUCCCCGCGUCUCGCCAUGGAUCCAGAGAAAACGCUGACUUUCUGCCACGGGCUGCAGGCUGAGGAGAUGACUAUGUCCCUGCAGGGGCUGGCUGCAACCGAAGAUGCCACGGUGCCUGUGAAGCAGAUUGACAUGAGCACAAUUAACAAGGUGGUGAAGCAGCCUGGGAGUUCAGGCAGCCAGCCUGUCGUCAGUCCCAAGUAUUGUCCUGGAGUGAACAACAGUCCCGGUUACCUGUGUGAGACGGGACACUGCUGCGGAGAGACGGGCUGCUGCACCUACUAUUACGAACUCUGGUGGUUCUGGCUGUUGUGGACGGUGCUGAUCCUGUUCAGCUGUUUCUGUGCGUACCGCCACCGUCGAGCCAAGCUGAGGAUCCAGCAGCAGCAGAGGCAGAGAGAAAUCAAUCUGAUCGCUUACAAUGGAGCCUGUAACUACCCGUCCUCAAUGCUGGACCUCAGUUUCCUGGCUUCAUUCAAGUUGCCCUCCUAUGAGGAGGUGGCUGCUCAGCCCAGCACUCCUCCUCCGCCUUACAGCUCUGUCUUUGCCCUGCAGGGGAGUACCACGGGGGGUCCCAGCACCUCUUAUCCCCACCAUCACCACCACCGUCACCCCUGCCCUCCUUAUCUGGGCCCCGGCCCCAGUGGCCUGACCUCCUCGCAGAGCUCUGACAACUACACCAGCUGCUCCUGUGAGUCCUGCUCCCUCACCUCUCCGUCCAGCACCUCCUUCUCUGUCCAGGUGACAGACGAGACGUACGACAGCAGCCGCGUGUCCACGCCCAGCGACGCGGGAGGCGACUUCGCCGUAACGCCGAGGGCCGGGGCCGCCUUCGCGCCGAUACCGUCCCCGCCCCUCCUGUCAGCCCAGGUCCCCCACGACGUUAUCCCGGCGGCCGCCCCGGACGUCAUACCCGUGCAGAGAUGCUCCUCAAACUGCAGCGAAGGAGGCUCGCCCCCGGCUCCGGCCCCGCCCCUUUCUCUCUCUUUACAUAGUCGCCCUUCGCGCCUCCCGCUGUCCCCCCUGAUCCUGCUGUCCCCCUGUCCCCCCGGUCAGGCCCGCCCCUCCGCCCCUUCAGAUCCACUGGGAGCAAUGGCUGCUGGGAAAGGAGCGGAAGAGACCUUGGUGGUUAGAAAAACACCCUCCCCACCCGAACAGGCCGCCCUGUCGAAACGAGAGGAGGAAGAGGACGAAGACGAGGACGAGGAGGAUCACUUCCGGCAUCGCCGGCUGACGGGCGACUCCGGCAUCGAGGUGUGCCGCUGCCACGUGAAGAGGGAGGACUGCGAGGGGGAGGAGCUGCGGAAGAAGCACUCUGACGAAGGAGGGAAGGAGGACGAAGGAGUGCACGACAGCGACGACUGCUCGCUCAGAGCGAAGGCCCACGGCCCGCCGCCGCGCCAGCAGAGGCACAGGGCCGGCGAGGCCGUCGUCACCGUGGAGUCCUCGUAA